UACAUAUUAUUCUUGUAAUAAAACAAAUUAAUAAUAUCUCAUUCAAGUAUGACUUUAUUUUAAAUUAUUGCAAUCAUUCCCAUGCCUAUAUAAUAAACGAUAACCAGUGAUGCUUAGUCAUAUUAUUGCAGUGAACAACCGUAGUAGAUAAACUUAAAGAUAUCUUCCAUGGAAAUCAAAAUUUUACCUUCCCUUCUUCUUGCAACAAUUUAUUUCUAUGGGGCUCAUUCAGCCGUCUUCACGGUGAAAAACAAUUGUGGGUUCGAAAUUUGGCCGGGAACAGUAACCGGAGCGGGUUCAGCACCGGUUCUAACCGGAUUCGAUUUGGCACCCCAAGCCUCAAAAACCAUCAAUGUUCCAGCUCCUUGGUCAGGAAGAUUCUUCACUCGAUACCAAUGUUCAAACGCUGGCAACAAAUUCACCUGCGUGAGCGGAGAUUGUGCAUCGGGUCAAAUCGAAUGCAACGGGGCGGGUGCAAUACCGCCUGUAUCUCUCGUUGAAUUCACUCUAGGAGGAGCCAACGGCCAGGAUUUCUUUGAUAUCAGUCUCGUUGACGGUUUCAAUUUACCGGUUUCUUUGAAACCCGAUGGGGCGAAUUGCCAGACUGUUACCUGUGCAGCUAAUAUUAAUUCUGGUUGUCCUAGUGAAUUGGUUGUUAAAGGCCCGAAUGGAGAUGUGGUCGGUUGUAAGAGUGCUUGUGUUGCUUUUAAUGAGCCGCAAUAUUGUUGCUCCGGCGCGUUUGCAGAUCCGUCGGUGUGCAAGCCGUCGAAUUACUCGGAGAUAUUCAAGAGACAAUGCCCCCAAGCUUAUAGUUACGCAUUUGAUGAUAAGACCAGUACUUUUACGUGCCCGACUGGGGCGAAUUAUCUUAUUACCUUUUGUCCUUAACUUAGAUUAAUAUAUUAUUUUCCGAGUUCUAAUAAGGUAUCUAGAGAAUAAAUUGGAAAAUAUUGUUCGAAAUAUAAUGAAUUUUUUUUUUGAGA
Erythranthe guttata (spotted monkey flower) is the source of this 983-nucleotide messenger RNA. Its product is annotated as thaumatin-like protein 1. Lineage: Eukaryota; Viridiplantae; Streptophyta; Magnoliopsida; Lamiales; Phrymaceae. The record is from RefSeq and is a predicted model, not a curated record.